AUGUGGUUCCUGGAUGUGAGACUUUUGGGGCUGAUGGUGAUGCUGGAGAUGAUGCUGGAGAUGAUGCUGGAGGUGAUACUGGAGGUGAUGCUGAAGAUGAUCCUGGAGGUGAUGCUGAACGUGAUGUUGGAGGUGACACUCUGGAGAGAAGACCCCGCUCUGGAGGGUGGGGAGCGGUACCCCAGGGAGGGCUCCGGGUGUCAGAGCUCCGUGAGCAGCCGCGGUUCGCGGGGCACGUGGAGGGCAUUGUGUGCUGGAGUGGACCACUGCCUUCCAGUGAAAGCAAAACCCAGGAGCCCCCCCGCGCACAACACACAGCAGGACAAGGUGCCCAGGCUUGGGACCGGCUGGGCAGCGAUGGCCACGAGGGGGUGCCGGGCCCCGAAAGCUAUCAGGAAUUUCAACACGGUGACGGCAGAGCGUGAGCCCCGCGUGGGCCGCGUGACGCCAGGCCUGGAAGGCAGCCCUGCCCAGCGGGGAGGGGCUGGGACCGUGGGCUGGCCCUUCGCCUCCGGGCCUCCGUUCCCACGGCUGUAA
Messenger RNA from Rangifer tarandus platyrhynchus (Svalbard reindeer), 537 nucleotides. The record is from the annotation of a GenBank genome assembly. Lineage: Eukaryota; Metazoa; Chordata; Mammalia; Artiodactyla; Cervidae.